This is a messenger RNA of Ichthyophthirius multifiliis, 825 nucleotides long. Its product is annotated as leishmanolysin family protein, putative. The record is from RefSeq and is a predicted model, not a curated record. Lineage: Eukaryota; Ciliophora; Oligohymenophorea; Hymenostomatida. The transcript has a single exon. The annotation marks the transcript as partial.
UUAAUCUUUUAUACUCAUUUGAAUGGUCUUGCUGAAACUAAUAUAUACGCAGAAAAAUUCAAGAUUUUAUAACCUGAAAUAGAAGAUCUAUGUACAAAUCCUAAUGCUAUAGAUGAUGAAGAAGAUUUAGAAAUGGAAGAGGAUAAAUUAUCUGAUUAUUCAACUCAAAGUAAAUGCUUCUAAUCUACAGCUGUUUAAGCCUCAUCUAAGUAUGAAUAUGAUAUUUCUGUAAGAUGUCAUAAAUUUAAAUGUUCCUCUGAUGCAUCUGAAAUAUCUGUAAUUUUCCCAGAUAUUUAAUUGUAAGUUUUAUGUGGAAUAGGGGAUUAAGGUUAAUAAAAGAUUAUUGAUAAUAGUGGCAAAAAAGCUAAAGGUAAAAUCACAUGUCCUUUAGAUUAUAAUAGAUUCUGUAAUAAUUCCCGUACAUGUCCGAAUUUCUGUUCCUAAAAAGGAGUCUGUGUAAACGGACAAUGUAUAUGCCAACCCGGAUAUGGAGGGGAAAAUUGUAUUACAAAAUGCUCCGGAGUAGUCAAUGAUGGAUAUAUAUAAGGCUCUUGUCCUUCAGGUAAAUUCAAGAACCCAGAUAAUACUUGCAAAUCAGAUUGUCCUUAAGGCCUAUAUGGAAAGAAUGGUAAUUGCGAACCCUGCCAUAGCAGUUGCUCUAGAUGUACAGGACUAUUACCUAAUCAGUGUAUUUAAUGUUAGUUUUUGACAUUAUUGAAAGAUAACUAGUAUGUUGAAUAAUGUGAUGAGAAACAAGGAUAUAAACUAAUUAUGAUUUGCGUAUAUGCAAAUCUUAGGUUAUCCAAAAUGUUUUAAGGAAAUUGA